This is a messenger RNA of Corythoichthys intestinalis (scribbled pipefish), 1656 nucleotides long. RefSeq names its product cyclin-dependent kinase-like 1. The record is from RefSeq and is a predicted model, not a curated record. NCBI's taxonomy places the organism in Eukaryota, Metazoa, Chordata, Actinopteri, Syngnathiformes, Syngnathidae. Bases 105 to 1187 code for a protein of 360 amino acids. Gene Ontology annotation, biological process: protein phosphorylation. Gene Ontology annotation, molecular function: ATP binding; protein serine/threonine kinase activity. Gene Ontology annotation, cellular component: nucleus. The transcript has 10 exons.
CAUGAGGACCAGCGGCAGCGCACACCUGCAUAGUGUCAUAAAAUCAUGAUAGUCACCUGCAGAUGGCUUAAACAACAUUUGUGUUUCCAGUGGCUGUGUUAAGGAUGGAAAGUAAUAAGGUGGUCGCGAAUCAGCAACCAAUGGAGAAAUACGAGAAACUAGCCAAAAUUGGUGAAGGCUCUUACGGGGUGGUUUUUAAGUGCAGAAACAGAGACACAGACCAAAUUGUCGCCAUCAAAAAGUUUGUGGAAUCAGAAGACGAUCCCAUGAUCAAGAAGAUUGCGCUGAGGGAAAUUCGCAUGCUGAAGCAGUUGAAGCACGUUAAUCUGGUCAAUUUACUGGAGGUGUUCCGCAAGAAACGGCGCCUCCAUCUGGUCUUUGAGUUCUGCGAGCAGACGGUCCUCAACGAGCUGGAAAAACACCCUCGAGGGGUUCCCGAGGCUCAGCUGAAGAGCAUCGCGUGGCAGACGCUACAGGCGGUCAACUUUUGCCACAAGCACAAUUGCAUCCACCGUGACGUUAAGCCUGAGAACAUCCUCCUCACCAAGACCGGCAUUAUCAAGUUGUGCGACUUUGGGUUCGCUCGCAUUCUCACGGGACCAGAAGACGACUACACGGACUACGUGGCGACCCGCUGGUACCGUGCUCCAGAACUGCUGGUCGGGGACACUCAGUACGGCCCCCCGGUGGACGUAUGGGCGCUGGGAUGCGUUUUUGCUGAGCUGCUCUGCGGGAGUCCGCUCUGGCCGGGGAAGUCCGACGUGGACCAGCUCUACCUCAUCCGCAAAACUCUCGGGGACCUCAUCCCUCGGCACCAGCAGGUGUUCCGCUCUAAUGUUUUUUUCAGUGGAGUUAGUAUUCCGGAACCUGACACCACGGAAACUCUGGAAAAGCGAUUUUCUGGAGCAUCGUCACAGGCUCUCCAGGUCAUGAAGUCGUGCCUAGUGAUGGAUCCGUCACUCAGGCUGUCGUGCGAGGAGCUUCUGGCGCUGCCCUACAUCCACGGGGAUGCUAGCACCGCUUGGGCUCGCGAGGGGGAACAACGUCUCGCUAGACGCCAUGACAGAGGGUUCCGUCGCAGACAGACUGGGGCUCAGUACCUGCCACAGUUAGCAAACAGCAACAUGUCACCGGCACCUGAUGUCAAGAAGCCGGUGAAAAUCAAGUAUCACCUGCCUAAUAUUUAGCCAAUAACCAGCAGCCAUCUUCUUCGUUGUGUACAUCUAGACUGGUACUUUAAUUUAUAAUGCCCCAACUUGGUAGUGUUUUGAGCAGUCACUUGGUUAAUAUAUAUACGUAUGGCGGAAAACACAGACAAGACUGAAAAAGCAGUUUCUGCCCUUGCACUCCUCUUUAAAAGUAACUGCUGUAUUCUAAGCGAAAACACCUGUUGUGUUUGAUAGAACAACACGUCUAUAUGCCUCCGUGGCAGAUUCAUGGCACAUGAAGCCCCCGAACUAUUUUUAAUUUGUCCGUUUUACCCUGAAAAACCCCGUUUACAGACGUCGCACAACCUCUUUUGUUUCAACCCAGCCAUAAGACGAAGGUAAUUAAUUAUAUUUAUUAUUCAAAAUGUCUGUCAUUCUUAGCUUAGAAUCAUUUAUUGAUGUCUAAUAUUUAGUUUAAAAAAAAAAAACGACUUUGAAAAAUUAUUCA